Molecule: messenger RNA, 2796 nt
Organism: Xyrauchen texanus (razorback sucker)
Lineage: Eukaryota; Metazoa; Chordata; Actinopteri; Cypriniformes; Catostomidae
Product: sonic hedgehog protein-like
Exons: 3
Coding region: 352-1608 (418 amino acids)
Biological process (GO): regulation of gene expression; oligodendrocyte differentiation; smoothened signaling pathway
Molecular function (GO): calcium ion binding; patched binding
Source: RefSeq, a predicted model, not a curated record
CCAAUCAGGUUCCUCCCUACCUCAGAUCGCAGCUAUAAUACAUAGGAGUAAAGAGUCUUCUCGCAUAAGUGACUGUGGCUUCAACGUUGUGUUUUCGAGGUCAGUCUUACCUUUCCCACAUUCGCGCCGCAAACCUCCGAUGCGUUCCGUUAUCACACGUGCAUUUCCGCACCUGUCACGGUAGGGGCACGCUCUGAGGGACGCGCGUGAACUGAACCGGAGGAGGAGACGGCAAGGACAUCGCAGGAGAUCCGCGCAGUGAGAACGCAGCGCGAGAUAUCCUGGUCGGACCGGACGGACGCUCCGUAGAACACCGCAGCCCAGGAUUCGUGCGACAUUCACCGGGCCAGAAUGCGGUUUAUGACGAGAGUGGCGCUGGUGUCUCUUGUCAGUCUGUCCUUGGUGCUGUCCGGACUGGCCUGCGGUCCUGGCAGAGGCUACGGCAGAAGAAGACAUCCGAAGAAACUGACACCUCUCUCUUACAAGCAGUUCAUACCUAAUGUCGCGGAAAAGACCUUAGGGGCCAGUGGCAGAUACGAGGGCAAGAUCACGCGAAAUUCGGAGAGAUUUAAAGAACUUACUCCAAAUUACAAUCCCGACAUUAUCUUUAAGGAUGAGGAGAACACAGGCGCGGACAGACUCAUGACACAGAGAUGCAAAGACAAGCUGAACUCACUGGCCAUCUCUGUAAUGAACCAGUGGCCAGGGGUUAAGCUGCGUGUAACAGAGGGCUGGGAUGAGGAUGGUCAUCAUUUUGAAGAAUCACUCCACUACGAGGGAAGAGCUGUUGAUAUCACCACGUCUGAUCGAGACAAGAGCAAAUAUGGGACACUCUCUCGUUUAGCUGUGGAGGCUGGAUUUGACUGGGUCUAUUAUGAGUCCAAAGCCCACAUCCAUUGCUCUGUCAAAGCAGAAAACUCGGUUGCCGCAAAAUCUGGAGGCUGCUUCCCGGGGUCGGCUUUGGUCACGAUGAAAGACGGAGGACAGAAGCCCCUGAGAGACCUGAACCCCGGUGACAAGGUGCUGGCGGCGGACAGCGCGGGAAACCUCGUGUACAGUGACUUCAUCAUGUUCACGGACCGAGACUCGACGACGCGACGUGUUUUUUACGUCAUAGAAACUAAAGAACCCGUUGAAAAGAUCACCCUCACCGCAGCUCACCUCCUGUUUGUCCUCGACAACUCAACGGAUGAUCUCCACACCAUGAACGCCGCGUUUGCCAGCAGUGUCAAUCCUGGACAAAAGGUGAUGGUUGUUGAUGAAAGCGGUCAACUUAAAUCUGUCAUCGUCGACCGGAUAUACACGGAGGAGCACCAGGGCUCGUUCGCACCAGUGACUGCUGAUGGAACCAUUGUCGUCGACCGAGUACUGGCGUCUUGUUACGCGGUAAUAGAGGACCACUGUCUCGCGCAUUUGGCCUUCGCGCCAGUCAGACUAUAUUAUGACGUGUCAUCAGUAAUAUUUUCAGAAGACUUCAUCAAUCAGUCCGAUGCGACUUUACAACAAGAGGGAGUCCACUGGUACUCUAAGCUCCUUUAUCAAAUGGGAACGUGGCUUUUGGAUGGUCACAUGCUUCAUCCUUUGGGGAUGUCAGUAAACUCGAGCUGAAAACCCUCAUAUGGAAAUAAAACGAGAAAUCACACUGAUGUAGGAUAUAAGACAAUAUUAGUACGAGAGAGAGAGAGUGAAAGAGAGAGAGAGAGAGAGAGAGAGAGAGAGAGAGAGAGAGAGAGAGAGAGAGAGAGAGACAAAGUUCCCGAGCAAGGGUGGUAUAUUUAUUACAAUGACUUGAAAAUGUGUCAUUUUCAAAGAAUAAAUGGAGCCUUAAAAGUUUUCUUUGCAUAAUUUAUUCUCGCGUGAACUCAGGCUGGUGGCACACAUCGGAUUCUAAUGCAGUGUGACCAGUCGAUGGUGCAGAAUCUAUUUUUGUAUGUCUCAUGUAAACAGAAAAAAAAAGUGAUACUGCAAGAAAAAAGAGAGGAAAAAACUUUCAUGACAGGCUGUAGUGUGCAACUGACUGUUAUAUUUUAGGGGUAAGCAAACGCCGUGGGACUCCAGAAAUUAUAUUUUUAUACACAGAAUUGUACAUUAGAUUUUGACUGAUCGUUACCUAAUCACUUUUCGUUAUUUGAAAUAGUGUAAGAUACGAGAAUAUAUUUUAAUUUAAAUAGAUGCAGAGUCUUGUGCUGUUUUCUGUUUUAGAAUUUUCUAUUAUUUUGUCAUUGGUUUUGUUGUCAGAGUUGGAAAAAUUCACAGUUUUCUCUGUUUUCAUUGUUUCCUGAUGUAAUUUGUGUUUUUGAGAAAAUACGAAAUGCACAUUCUGACAAUUCAGUGACGAAAAUUGUCCCAUAGUAGCCUACAAAGCAAACUGUUCCGUUAAAUAACAUAAGUAUCUACUGUACAUUUACUAAAACUGUAUAAUUAUUAUUUUAAUUUUUUUUCUUCAUAUUUUGUAAUAGGUAAAUAGUUUUAUAGAAAUAAAAUGCAACUGAUGCACAGUUUGGAUAGCAUAUGAUUGAGUGGCCAUACUUAGCCGACCUUUCAUUAAGGCAAGGUGUCAGGAAAUGUAUAUAAUUUAUAAUUUAUAUGUUUAUUAUCAAACGAGAUAAAGAAAAUAUUCAAACUGCUCGCUGGUAUGUUUUUGUUUCAAGAAUGUCCUUUGAUAACGCAUAAAUCGAAUGCUGGCCUGCCUGUAAUCUUAAUAACCAAGAAUGGCAGGUUAUUAAUGCUUAUAAAUAUUAUUUUAUUAUUUAUGUUAUUUAAAUGGCUGUCUCAGUGGCUGUUUAUUAAAAUAUG